This is a messenger RNA of Cucumis melo (muskmelon), 1643 nucleotides long. Its product is annotated as metacaspase-1-like. The transcript has 5 exons. Bases 394 to 1524 code for a protein of 376 amino acids. Gene Ontology annotation, molecular function: cysteine-type endopeptidase activity. Lineage: Eukaryota; Viridiplantae; Streptophyta; Magnoliopsida; Cucurbitales; Cucurbitaceae. The record is from RefSeq and is a predicted model, not a curated record. Gene Ontology annotation, biological process: proteolysis.
AAACAAAUGACAAAAUUUAAAGGUUUCAUAAUUCACCUCACCGAAAAUUAUACAAAACUAUCACACUCCUAAACUGUGGUAGUUAUAUCAAUUUAAACUACUAGAACGAGCUUAGCUCAACGCUAAUUCAUAUUUAACCGACCAUGUUUCACAAAAACAACUGCAAUUUGACACUAAGAGAGGAAAGAGGUUUGAUGGUUCUUAAAAUAUAACGAGUCAAGGUCAACUCUUCCUGUCUCCUCUCUUUUUCCUCCUUCUUCUCUCACCUUCAUUCCUCUUUCCCCACCAAUCCCAUUUCUCUUCUUCCUCUCCUUUUCAUUUAUAAAUUAAAUUAAUCCAACAAUUUCAUUCCCACUUCCGGCCGUUUUCCGGCAGCCAUUUUCAACACCCACCAUGACCCUCAUCAACUGUUCCAACUGCCGGACCCCGCUUCAGCUCCCCACGGGCGCCGGCUCCAUCCGAUGCUCCAUCUGCCGCGCCGUCACUGUCGUCGCCGACCCCCGAGGCUUUCCUCCUCCGCCUUCGCCGACGCACCACAAUUACUUUCCCUUCCACCACCACCACAACCACCACCACCACCACCCAUCUCCGCCACCGACGCAGAGUCACUACCACUCUCCGCCACCGCCGAUGUACCCAGGUCCUGCGGGUGGCGGCCGAAGCUCGAAACGGGCGGUGAUUUGUGGGAUAUCGUAUAAAAAUACACCACGCGAGCUUCAAGGGUGUAUUAAUGAUGCCAAGUGUAUGAAGUAUUUGCUGGUCAACCGUUUUAACUUCCCGGAUUCCUCCAUUCUUAUGCUUACGGAUGAAGAAACUGAUAUUUACAAGAUUCCAACAAAACAAAACAUCAGAAUGGCGAUGCAUUGGCUUGUGCAAGGUGUUCAACCAGGAGACUCUUUGGUGUUCCAUUUCUCUGGCCAUGGUUUGCAGCAGAGGAACUACACUGGGGAUGAGAUCGAUGGCUUCGAUGAAUCGCUUUGCCCAUUGGAUUUUGAAACGGCGGGAACGAUCAUCGACGAUGAGAUCAAUGCAACCAUCGUUAGGCCUCUCCCUUAUGGCGCUAAGCUCCAUGCUAUCAUAGAUUCAUGUCACAGUGGAACUAUGUUAGACUUGCCAUUCCUAUGUCGAAUGCACAAGAGUGGAAGCUACACAUGGGAGGAUCAUAGACCUCCAUCAGGUGUAUAUAAAGGAACAAAUGGUGGAGAAGUGAUCUCUUUCAGUGGUUGUGAUGAUGAUCAAACUGCUGCAGACACUCAAGCUAUGUCAAAGGUUACAACCACAGGAGCCAUGACAUUUUCUUUCAUAAAGGCCAUUGAAAGUGGGGAAGCAACUACUUAUGGUAAUAUGUUAAAUUCAAUGAGAUCCACCAUUCGUAAUACCGACCUUAACCCAGGAGGCGACAUCGUUACUAGCCUAAUCACUAUGCUUUUAUCAGGUGGAAGUUUUUUUGGAAGACUCGGACAGGAGCCACAGCUAACUGCCCAUUCAACAUUCGAUGUGUACAGCAAGCCAUUCUCCUUGUAAUAUUUGUAUAUUAUUGUGUAUUUAUUACAAGUUUCAUCAAUCUUUUUUCUUUUUAAUUCUUAAUUUAAAACAAUCUUUUCUUAUACUAGAAAUUGAGAUUAUACCAACGUUUUUGUUAA